CGAGCAGUGUCUCCCGUGUUACCGCUGGUGGAUCGACUGGAUUGGUCCGUGCGGGGUGGCGCUUCGAGUACUUCCACCACCUCCACCUCCACCACCACUACUUCGAUACCACCACUACUCAACUAGCCAACGACAACGAUUCACAACUCACGACUUACGACUCACUCGUCGUUCGUUUAUACCCCAUGUUCGACCCUCCGUCCGUCCGUCCGUCCGUUCGUCCAUCCGUUCGUCGGUACAUACGUACGUCCUUAGUGCAUGCGCUCUAUGUAUUGAUGGCUAACAAAUCCACGCAGAGAGAGCCUAUGUAGACGAGUCGUACACACCAAAAAUACGGACACCAGAACAGAAGAGAUAUACAAAUCCCGUCGACGAGGAGUGCUGCCAGACCAUAUUUCUUGGGGACUCCUCACUCGUCCGCAGCAUAUCGUGUCAAGCGAUUGGAACAUCAUCCGGAAACAACAACACGGAGACUAGCCCUAAUCAGCGGGUUUGGCCAUUGGACACGGGCCUUCUGGUGAACACGGCUGCUCAUUGACAGACGGACGGUUAGGCCAGCUCCCAUGGAACCUCUCAGAGCGCCACCUGCUCUCCCUGUGGCUCGAAAAAGUAGUCCGAGUAUGGAGGAGGACCGAUCCCAAGCCAUGCUUCCCAAUCGUCCCUUGGGCGAGACGGAACUGAACCGGGCGGCUCCCCCGGCCGAGGAUCUAUCGGGCCUGGUGGCCAAGAAGACUUUCCCCACGCCGUUGAAGAUCCCUCGUCCUUUGUUGCCGGGAUUAGGCUAUCAUUCCAUUCAAAGCCCGAUGAAUGCUCCGGCCCAUCCGAAUGUCACGCACAUGUUGGACACGUCGCCCGCGAACAACUUGGAGGAUUUGAAUCGAACGACUCCGGUUCAAGUGCCGUCCCAGGCCACCAAUGGCACAGCCAAUGAAGCCGGGGAAGAGGAGGAGGAUGUGGAGGAAGAGGAGGACGAUGAGGAAGAAGAGGAAGAGAUCGACGAUGACGAGGACGCCAAUCAGGUCGGAGUCCCGUUAGAUCCGGCCACCAUCCAGGCCAUGGAUGUGAGGCUCGAGGCCGAGGCCCUACUUAAUGCCUUGGAACUGGAUGAUCCCAAUGCGGACAUGAAGCCUGUGUCAGAUUCCAAACUGGAACGGGCCCUGGUUGGCCAGGAGCCGACCACCCGGAAUCUCAUCAUGGCCGCCAUUGGCGUCAUGAAGAAUCGCAAAGCCCGUCCGGAUACCAAGCGGAUCUGCAACUGGAUCCACCGACGCUACGGACAGCCGUACAUGUCCAUCUAUGAAGAACUCGAACGGCUCGUCAAGAUUGGAGAGCUGGCACGUGUGGACUAUAAGGGAAGCGCUUCCUAUCGGAUCGUUGAUAUGAAUGCCAAGACGAGCAAACGUAGGAAACGCACCCCCAAAGCCACUAAAACGACCCAAAGCGGAGCUCAGGCAGUCUCAGGAUUGACUAGUCCCGGGGGAAUCCCCCCACCACUCAAUGGUGCCUCUCCAUGCUCAUCCUCAUCUAGUUCUUCCAUUGGCUCGUUCCCGACCAGUGGAACAACCUCCACCUCCAAUGCAUCAUCGGCGGGACCUCCCAAGAUCCUGGCCCCCAAUCUGUUCUCCUCUCUGACUCCACACCAGAAUUUCCUGGGUAACAACACCACCUCCACCAGCGCCGGCGUCCUCCCUGGAGCAACCCCUUCCAAUGCAGGCGUGAUGGGUCCCUCUCUCUGCAUGUUACCGCCGCCGCCGCCACCUCCUCCAACAGCGCCCUCUACGUCCGUACCGACUUGUGUGAGCGUGGGCAUGACCUCCAGCAUGUUGCCUUCUACUCCGUUCAGCUCUUCGCAGCCGACGACAACUUCGAGUACGAGCUCGGUGACAAAGGCAGCUGAAGAGGCGACUGCCAACAGAGCUGGGAACGCAGGGAACCGUGGACAAAACUCCAUCAGUCUGCGAACCUUGGUCCAUGAUUUCUUGGGGAACGACGUCAAAGACUCGUACCAGGUGAACUUCACCAGUGCAUUCAUUCGCAAAGCUGUGCAGAACUCCCAAAGGAACUUUAACAAACUGUCUGUGUUGGCCAAUCUAGACAUGCUACUGCAACAGGAGUUGGACGUGGGAAACUUCACCAAGAUUGCUCCGAGUACCUAUGUUUUGGCACCAUUGGUGGGAAGUCCAGUGGGGACGAUUCAGCAAUAUCCAUUGCCCACCCAACCUGAAAAGAUUGACCCUUCGGCCAUGUUCCUAUCGCCAACAAAGCCAGCAUGCAUUCCUCAAAAUCUUUCCGAUAAGAGCGAUGAGCAACGCAAGAACGAUUUGAUUCAAGAGACCUUGUCGAAACUCACGUCCGGCAAGGACUCGUCUAAAGGCAAGUCUCCUGGAAGACGCCCAAGUCUCAAUCCACCCAUCAAGGAACCCGUGUACUUGACUUUGCGAGAAAAACGCCUGGCCGGGAUGGCUGCCCGAAAGAACGCUGCCAUUCAAGGUGAGAAAUUGUCAAACUUGAACAAGAUCACACCUCUGCCGGAAGUGUCGUCGGGCCCAGUGAAAGCGGGUAGCAAACCAGGUCGUAAACCAGGCCGUGUGAAAAAAGGAGACAAAAGACUGCAACAAGCCAAAUUGAAAAGUCUAAAUAUGACAGGGUCCGAGGAUCCGAGUGCGCCUCCGGCCAAGAAGCGCAAGAAACAGCGAGAUGCGUGGAAAAUCAAGCAAGAUGAUGUCGGCUCGAAAGCCUUCGAGAUCCCUGAUGAGGACGGGAAAGGACCCAAUUCACCGGAUGUCUCCGGAUCUGCCAAUCCUUCAAGACCGGGUAGCCUAAGAAAAAAGAAAUCUCGCAAGAUUUUCGAUCCGGCCGAUCAUGAGCAACCCUCCAGGAAACGCAAGUUUUCUACCCUGCAAGACCGUGAUACUGUGUUGGAAGAUGAUACACACGUGGUCCCUCAGGAACCUUUUGUGGCUCCAUCGCCAGUAGAUAUCAUUCCCAAUGAACCUUCCAAGGUGAAAGAGGAGGUCCAAGAGACUUGCUACCUCUGCAAGGGAACCAGUGCAAAGAAUAAACGCGGCACGCCAGAAGCUCUGCUUCAUUGCCGCGAUUGCACGACAAUUGUUCACCCAAGUUGCAUGGACUACACAGAAAACCUCACCAAGACCAUUUUGGCGAGCAGUUGGCAAUGCAUCAAUUGCAAGACAUGCUCGAUUUGCGAGGACGCCAGUGAGGACGAAUCGAUGUUGUUUUGUGAUUCUUGUGAUUUGGGUUUUCACAUGCCCUGCCUUCGCCCACCUAUGACGAGCAAACCCUCGGGCAAAUGGGACUGUUAUAAAUGUCAACCAAGACGUGAGGAUGUGAUUGAGAUGCCUCCACCUCCAACUACGGGUACUCUAAGAAUGAGGAGAUCUCACAGCACAAACAGCAACUCUUCGGAUCAAGAUUUGGCUCAUAUUCCGUCGUCUGGAAUUGUCAACGGACAUCGUCGGAGAGGCCCGAAAUCCAGCCAUGAUGGUACCAACGGCUUUACGAACCAUUUAGACGGGGAGACUGCCAAACUUUUGCCCCUCCUCCCACCCCAUUUGCAUCCGAGUAAAGGCUUGGUUCCGUGUAAUUGGGAAGACUUCCCCGUGGACCCCCAGAUUCCGGAUGUGGGUGAAUGGAAUUGUCAGAAAAUCGAGGAUUUCUUCUUGAAGCAGGGAUUUCCCUCAACUCACGCAUCUGUGUUCGUUCGCGAGGAGAUUGAUGGUCGAUCUUUGUUGCUACUCAAUCGGCAGGAUUGUUUGAACAGUUUGGGCCUGAAAAUGGGCCCGGCCCUGAAGCUAUUCCACCAAAUCAAGAAGCUUCAAACGCGAAGAAACUUUCCUCACUAAAUCACAUUAUUUGUAACUGAGGAAGGCAUGCUCAGCAGGAAAGCCUCGUGCAAACCCAUUGGUUUUGCAUUACAUACUAUAACUUUAGAAGUAUACACAUAUUUUUCAGUGA
Molecule: messenger RNA, 3975 nt
Organism: Tigriopus californicus
Lineage: Eukaryota; Metazoa; Arthropoda; Copepoda; Harpacticoida; Harpacticidae
Exons: 6
Coding region: 564-3863 (1099 amino acids)
Molecular function (GO): protein binding; DNA binding
Source: RefSeq, a predicted model, not a curated record